GGGCCGGCGGCCCAGAAAUAGCAGCGGCGGCGGUCCCGCCCGCGGGCUGCCGCGAGCGAAAGGCGGAGACUGGAGGACGCAGGCUGGGCGCGGGCGCGGCGCGGCCCCGGCCCCGGAGGAUGCUGAGCCCCUGCCCGGUCCGGCCCCGAGCACAUGAUGGCGAUACGGGAGCUCAAAGUGUGUCUUCUCGGGGACACCGGGGUUGGGAAAUCAAGCAUUGUGUGUCGAUUUGUACAGGAUCACUUUGACCACAACAUCAGCCCGACCAUUGGGUAAGGCAUCUUUAUGACCAAAACUGUGCCUUGUGGAAAUGAGCUUCAUAAGUUCCUCAUCUGGGACACUGCUGGGCAGGAAAAGUUUCAUUCACUGGCUCCCAUGUACUAUCGUGGAUCCGCUGCAGCUGUCAUAGUAUAUGAUAUUACCAAACAGGAUUCAUUUCAUACCCUGAAGAAAUGGGUGAAAGAGCUGAAGGAGCAUGGUCCAGAAAACAUUGUAAUGGCUAUUGCUGGAAACAAGUGUGAUCUCUCAGACAUUAGGGAAGUUCCCUUGAAGGACGCUAAGGAAUAUGCCGAAUCCAUAGGUGCCGUCGUGGUUGAAACAAGUGCAAAAAAUGCUAUUAAUAUCGAAGAGCUCUUUCAAGGAAUCAGUCGCCAGAUCCCACCCUUGGACCCCCAUGAAAAUGGAAACAAUGGAGCCAUCAAACUUGGGAAGCCAGCCACGCAAGCCAGCCGGCGGUGCUGCUGACCCGUGGGCCAUGGUCCACAGUACUUGAAGAAGCCAGAGCCGACCUCCCACUCUCGGCAGCCUGGCACCCCACAUAGGGAGAAGUGGGAUGCUGGCUUGGCAUCCUAGAAGACCUGCAGUGGUGGGGCAGGAACUGUCCCUGGGAAAGGCUUCUAGAAAAAUCCACCACACUGCCACAAAAUGGCCUUUGGUGCAUGAAAUGCAAACGGGAGGGAACAGGUGUUAGGUCACAAGUACAACUGAUUUGUUAUUGUUGUUGUUGUUGUUGUUGUUAAAAACCUUAAAAUAUUCUUAAAUUUGUACAGCAGCCACAUCGGCUUAAUAUGUGUGAGAGUCCAAAGUGGUGAUCCAUUCUGAUUUCCUGUGCUCCCCAGCCCCAUUUCAUUAAGUUCUUCAGUGCCAUUGCCUCUGUUUCCUGACCAGCCUUCACUGAAAGGUUCAUUUAAUUUAAUUUAAUUUAAUUUAAUUUACCUUUCAAUGGAGUGUGAUUGGCCCAUCACUCAAGCUACAGACUUGAGCCAUGAUGAAAGUGGAGAAAGAUGUAUUAGAAACUGUUGUCUACAUCUCUUUUACGUGGUGCCCGUUUUCCUUCAGUCAUAUAUAAACACACCAAAUCUGACUAAGAUACCGCAUGCAAUUUUGGGAGUGGGAGGCCUAGUUUGAAAGAAUCAUUUAAGUAGUUACCGUGUAAGUGGUGACAGAUGUAGGAUAUAAAUAUUUUUCCAGAGACUGUCUGGUAUGAUCGUCUCCACAGCAAUAAACGCCUACCCUCUUAGGGAAGGUGAAUGCACAGACUAUGAUUUUACUAAGACAGUAUGUCACGGCAUCAUAUCUAGGGGGCAAAUUAACCAGGGGAUGUUCCAGUUUGGAUCUUAGGGCACACCCCGAAUAAUAUCAAUUAAUAGGUUACAGGAAAGCCAGCCAGAGGGAGCACCAGCACCUUAAGAUUCUAGACCCCCGGCAUUACAGAAUUGGAGAAAGCGUUCUAGAAGAUGCCAGGCUUGGGCAGGUGGGCGCUAGGGCUACCCGGAGGUCCCACCCUGGAAUGCUAAUUAGCUGACAGUAGGCUUUCAUAAAACCUUCCCUUCUAGAUGCCCUGUCUGCUCAAUUAAUUAAAGAUGCCUGAAUCCGAUGGAAGGAAAGGGAGAGAAGGCAUGGAAAGGAAGAAAAGCUAUUUCCAUUGGAAAUCCAAAUCUUAUUACCAUUCGGACGUCCAUCAAUAUCUGGGAUCAAGAAGCCCUUGGCUUCCUAUUAGGGCUUAUAUUGGAGGGAAAUUCUUAAAGGAUGUUUGGAUCCAUGCCUUGCGUGGGGGUAAUCAGGCAGCCUGGUAACAGGGCUGGCUGGUUCCCUCUUUUGGUAGGAACAUUCAAGACCCAGCAAACUUUAGUAGAAAACCUAUAAUGUAAAAGCCAGGAGAGAGAUUGUGAGCGGACAGAAGACCUCAAACUCCCAGGAACCCAGUGCGAGCUGCUGCUUCCGAGUCCUGUCAUGGCUGUGCCCACCCUGCUCUAGACAGGUUAGAGGUGCUGAGAUCACCGCCAACAAAAAGCGAGAGUCGCUGAGAGACCGCGGCCAAGCUGACACUAAUUUGUGAGGACUGCAAUCAAGAAAACAGGCGGAAAUCGCAGACUGAGGUGUUCUGUUUUGUUUUUAACUCAAGAAUAUGCUGUCAGUCGGAUAGCGUCAACUGUCGCACCUCGAUGGCAAAGAGUAGCGUGACCAUCUUAGGAUGUGCAGGCUGGAGAAACUUACUUUUGGUUCAGGAGGGCCUCUUAGCUCUCCCAGACAGGCACCUCAAAAACUGCUAGCAAGUGGCACUGGGAUGUCUCAGCAGGGCCCCUGCUGGGCUUUUUAGAGUUUCCUCCACAUCGUCAACUCUGCUUGCAAGCCGAGUGACUGUCGUGCCCCUUUUGAAAGUUAAACAACUGGGGCUGCAGAUGGAACGACCCCUUUCCAGGUGGCACGCGGGCUUGUCGUGGAGCCUUUCCUCAUCCAGUGGUCCCUGAGAACCUGGGUCUGUCUCUAGACAGCUGUUCUGGUGGCCCAGCUAAGGUGCUAACACCUCCCAGUGGGGUUCACAGCCUUGGUCUGGGCCUUCGGAGGUUGCAGCUUGCAUGAAAAUAGCUGAUGUUAAUCACAUGCAGCGAGCGAGCAACCCACGUAUGAGCCCAGGGUUUUCUUCCAGAAGCACAUCGAGGGUGUGAACCACUCCUUUACCUUUCUGUACCGCCUUAACUAUUCAGGCCAGUCAGAUGGCAAUAGGUACAUAAUCAGUACUCCGAGCGGUUGGUGAAGAGAGUACACGGCAUUUGGGCACAAGCAUUCAUGCAAACACAGAGUCUUCUCUGAAGACAGACGCUCGCGCUUUGUCCACAACGAAGCUUUCCGACUUUCUUUGGCCUCGCGAUCACGUCCUGGCUGUUCUGAUAGUUGACUUAGAACCACGUGAUAUUACGUAAAGGCCCAAAACGUCAAGAAGUUUCACGUGAUGGAAACCCUUCACAUAAUUUUCCAAACGUUGCUGUUCUCCUUCCGUUUUCUUUCCUUUCACGGGCGUGUAUAUGUGUAAAUAUGAUUUUGUAUUUGUUACCACCGACACGUGCCUAUGUGUUGCACCGUGUAGGCACGGGUUCUCACGGGGGUUAUUUCCCCGUGGGAUCCCCCACGAUGGCGCUGGAGUCAUGCAAACGUUUUAUGUAGGUACAUAAUUGACUUGCCAUUUUACGGUUGACAUGGUACAUCAGGGUGCCGAAUGGGACGUUACCUUGCAGACGAGAGAGGGUUGAAGGCCUAAAACUAACUUCUAGCCAACGAAAGGGCUGUGCCCCCAAUGAGCCCUGAAUUCAUUUUCUGAGGGAGGUUUGGAUGACAGAAAUCUUUGCUUUCAGAUCAAGGAGUGUAGCAUAUGGUGGCUGAAGCUGAGCCCCUCUGGCGGGACGCCACCUUGCUCUGCAGUGCUCACAGCGGGCUGAAUUACAAGCCAGCUUGUAAACGAAAGGGCUCGGAGCUGUAUUCAGACCCAUUUGGUGUCUAGGGCACUCUUUCAACCGCCAUCGUUGAAAGCAGACCCAGUGAUCCAGUGUCAGUGCUCUGCCGUGUAAACCGUUCCUUUUUCUCGUGUUUUUAUAAAGGGCUUCUGUCUGGGCUGGACCCAGUUCUCACAUAUAGAAGACACUGCGGCAGACGAUUAGGGUCUCUCCACCUUGUAUUCUAUAGUAAGCCAUUGCCCUCAACAUCGCCCAACUGUAUCUGUUAUCUUGAGUUUAACAAACACUGAUUCAUACUAAUAAAUAUUGUAAGUUUUA
Molecule: messenger RNA, 4049 nt
Organism: Lynx canadensis (Canada lynx)
Lineage: Eukaryota; Metazoa; Chordata; Mammalia; Carnivora; Felidae
Gene: RAB31
Product: RAB31, member RAS oncogene family
Exons: 7
Molecular function (GO): GTPase activity; GTP binding
Source: RefSeq, a predicted model, not a curated record